Messenger RNA from Coregonus sp. 'balchen', 697 nucleotides. NCBI's taxonomy places the organism in Eukaryota, Metazoa, Chordata, Actinopteri, Salmoniformes, Salmonidae. The record is from the annotation of a GenBank genome assembly.
AAGAUCUGUGACCAGAUCAGUGAUGCUGUCCUGGAUGCUCACCUGAAACAGGACCCAGAUGCCAAGGUUGCCUGUGGUGAGUUAGAGGGGGACACAUUUAAGUGAAACACACAGAACAAGAAAACAAAGCCAAAUGUCCCAAAAGCAUUUAAAUAUUUUAUUCCUACUGUUCUGUCUAAAGCUAGCACUUCUUUCUACUUUGUUUGAACUCAAACCCUUUGAUUUUAUCUUACGUAAUCUUCUUAAUUUCCAAGAAAUAACUCAAGAAAAUAAGCUUGUUAGAACAGUUGGGACACAACACAUAAGAAACCCACUGACCCCAAAUUGGGAUAUUGACCUAAUGACACAAGUGUACAUUCUACACUUAUCUAUGUCCACUAUGAACUCAAAACUAUUUGUUGUUGUUGUUGUUUUUUAUCCCAAGAUAGAGGUCUAAAAGUUCAAAAUACCUUACUAAUCAAUUACGCAACACCUGAGACAUACUUACAUAGAAUGUCACUGAUCUAAAGAUAAAAGUGUCAUAGGUUGUUUUUACACAGAUAUAAAGUGUUAACGGUUGUCUUCCCUCUGUGUAGAGACGGUGUGUAAGACUGGCAUGGUGCUGCUGUGUGGAGAGAUCACAUCCCGGGCCAACGUAGACUACCAGAAGGUUGUCAGAGACGCUAUCAAACACAUCGGCUACGACAACUCAGACAAA